Anastrepha obliqua is the source of this 2478-nucleotide messenger RNA. RefSeq lists its product as uncharacterized. The record is from RefSeq and is a predicted model, not a curated record. The transcript has 2 exons. NCBI's taxonomy places the organism in Eukaryota, Metazoa, Arthropoda, Insecta, Diptera, Tephritidae. The coding region runs from base 1 to 2478 and encodes 825 amino acids.
AUGUCCCUGAGACGCGCUGACAUUGCUGCAUUCGAUGAUUGGCUUUUCGGUCUAGCCAUGUGCGCUAGCCAGGUAACUUCCUUCCAGAUAUCGGCGAUAGCAUCGUGUAAUAGCAACGUCGAAGCAAAAAAGGGAAAUCGCGAAUCACUAAAGGGCAGAAUAAUGAUUCACGAUGUGGUUGCGAAAAAUAACGAGCAGAGUGAAAAGUCGAUGAAUUGCCUGAAAUGCGGUGCGAGCCAUACGCUGUCCGAUUGCUAUGAAUUUCGUGCCCUAUCGCAAAGUGACAGAUGGAAAUUUGUACGGGAAAAUAAACUCUGUUUACGCUGCUUCAAAAGUCAUUUCAUUCGUCGAUGUAAUUCGAAAAGGUGCUGUGGCGUAGAUGAUUGUAGAAUGGCUCACCAUCCACUGCUUCACAAUGGAACUUCGUUGGCGAUUGGUAAACAACAACAAGCAACAUUAUACCACGAGUUGGGCACAGCAGCUGAUAAAGAAACGCAAAGACCGCUUUUCAGGUAUGUGGAGGUUAUUUUACAUAGCGGUACCAAAUCAAUACGUACGUUCGCCCUUAUCGACGAAGGAGCCUCCUGUACGCUAAUUGAGUCUGAAUUGGCGAACGAGCUUGAUUUAGAUGGGCCAGUUGAAUCGUUAUGCUUGCGUUGGACGGGAGAAAUUACUCAAAAUGAGCCUUCGAAACGUUCGAACCGUAGUAAGCACGCACACAUUAAGGGUCUGCCGAUUCGACCCUAUAAUAAAGCAAGAGCGCGAAUAUUGAUAGGUUUGGACAACGCUAAAAUAGGAAUCCCUAUCGAAAUAAGAGAAGAUAGGGGAUCCAACCUUAUUGCCGCAAAGUGCCGACUAGGAUGGAGUGUAUAUGGGCGCGAUAAAACUAACUGCGCUGAACAACCGAGAAUAUUGCAUACCUGCGAAUGUGAUACAACCAGAGACGAUCGUAUGGACCAGGAACUGAAAACAUAUUUUUCUAUUGAUGCCAUCGGAUCAUAUGCACCAAUUAAGCCGUUAAUAUCUAAAGAUGAUGAACGCGCUCUUCAAAUCAUGGAAAAGACCACGCGCUUUAUCUCCGCUGAAAAGAGAUGGGAAACCGGGUUACUUUGGAAGCACGAAGCUGUCGAGCUUCCCGAUUCGCUGCAUAUGGCAAUCCGGCGACUCUCGUGCUUAGAAAGUAAAAUGAAGCGUGAUUCGUCAAUUCGUCAAUUUCUUAUAAACAAAAUACAUGAUUAUGAGAAAAAAGGGUACGUACGUAAGUUGAACAAAAACGAAAUAAAAUAUAGCGCUAGGUCUUGGUAUCUCCCUAUAUUUACUGUUCUCAAUGCCAAUAAAAAGAAAACUCGAUUGGUUUGGGAUGCUGCAGCAAGGGUAAAGGGUGUCGGGCUCAAUGAUAUGUUGCUGAAAGGGCCCGAUCUACUUAAGUCUCUACUGGGGGUACUGCUCCGAUUUCGCGAACGACGUUUCGCAGUUUGUGGAGAUAUACGCGAAAUGUUCCACCAGAUUAAAAUUAUAAAAGAAGAUCAAGUGGCGCAAAAAUUUCUUUGGCGAAACGAUGGCUCGUCUCGCGACUAUGAUAUCUACGUGAUGAGGGUUAUGACAUUCGGCGCUUCGUGCUCGCCUUCCUUGGCGAAUUACAUAAAAAAUCGUAACGCUCACCGAUUUGCUGAUCUUCAUCCCGACGCCGAACGGGCCAUCGUUAGUAACACAUUUGUUGACGAUUGGCUUCAGAGUGCAGACUCUGAAAAUGAAUUGGCUCGUUUAGCAACUAAAGUUCGUUGGGUUCAUCAGGAGGGCGGAUUCCAAAUGAGAAACUGGAAAUCUAAUUCCGAACAUGUACUAUUUUCAUUAGAUGCUGACGACGUUCCAGCCGCCAAAUGUUUUGAAGAGCCAGAAGCCGUUAUAGAAAAGGUACUAGGGAUGUGGUGGCUGCCAGUUUCGGAUGAGUUAACAUACAUUGAAAAUUUUCCAAAGGAAGUUUUUAAUGAAAAUACGAUCGUGUCGAAGCGACAAAUUUUGCGCACAAUAAUGACGAUUUUCGAUCCUAUGGGUUUGCUCGGCUUUGUCAUUGUACAGGCAAAAAUUAUUUUACAAGAUGUCUGGCGCUCCGGAGUAGGUUGGGAUGAACCGAUUAAAGAAGAAGAACGUUGCAACUGGUUUCGUUGGGUAAAACGCAUUCCUGCGAUCAACGGCAUAAAAAUUCCCCGUUGCCUUUCACUUGCCAGCGAAAACCAAAAUAAUCAGUUGCACAUUUUUGUAGAUGCAAGCAUAAAAGCCUACGCUGCGGUGGCCUACAUCCGGUCAGAAGUAGGUUCGCAAAUAUCUUGUUCACUUUUGGCUUCGAAAACUCGCGUUGCGCCAUUGAAGCCCACUUCCAUACCCAGGCUGGAGCUGUUAGCUGCUGUUUUGGGACUUAGGCUGGCAAAUGUUCUUAGCUAUGAACUGUCCAUUACAGUAAAUCGCAGAGUAUUCUAG